CUGGCGCGGCGGCGGGCGGAGGGAUCUGCGUGCUGUUCAGCGCUUCAGGCCGGAACUGCUGUAGAGGCCGCGAAGGAUGCUGAGCUGCGACUUGGCAAACUGAAACAUGACUGAUACAGAUGAAUCCCAUGCUUCUGGCUCUGAUUACCCUGAUGCCCAAGAGCUGAUCAGCCAUCAGCAGAGGGAGCCAUCUGAGGUGUAUUCAUGGCAAAGGAAUACAGGAACACAGUGUUCGGAGUCAAGGCAGAAAACGGCUGCUCUUGGGGAGUCUUCAGAUCAUCCUAAUAGCAUGUCUAAAUCAUCAGCAGCUUCAGCUGAGGUUUUACUGAUUAGCAGUGAUUCAGAAACUGAUGUCUCUGCUUAUCCUGAGUGCUCCAUUGCACCUUCAAAGCAGAAAAGGAGAUAUCAGUAUUCAAGGCAACAAGCUGAACCUGUUACAGGAGUACCUGACAAUGAAAGCUCCUCAGAUUCUUCUCUGUCUCCCCAAAGUCCAGCGAAAUCAUUGGAAGGUUCCAAGCAGCAGAAGUCAAAACUCAAUUUGAAGGCCAUUUUUGCCUAUCACUUCAGGGGAAGGAAGUUCAAAGCAGCUGCACACCGAAAAUACAAAAUUCACUCAAAGAAGAGCAAGAAAAAGUAUAAGAGCACACAGAUGCCCACAGGGAGGCCCCCACUAACAGCCUCACCUCAGGAACAAAAAAGGAGGCUUUUAGACAGAGGUUUUCAAUUCCCUUUUGUUGAAGAACAUUAUGGGAAGAAACAUAUUCCCUUAAAGAUGGUUCUUGGCUAUGAGCAAGCAGCUGCAAAGGGAUUUUUCAAGUAUAUUGAAGUGCUUAAAUAUGAGGAGCAUCUUAAAAAAGCUUUAAAAGCCCUUCAGGCCAGUGACGACUUAGAAAAAGAGUGUGUGGUGUUACGGAAACACAAAUACUUAGAUGAUGAAGGCCCCAUUUCCCCUAUUCAGGAGACAGGUGAUGAUGAGGACAGCUUGAAUUCUGAUACUCAGGAACAACUUGAUGCCAGAGUAGUGGAGAACAGCUCUUUCAUUCUAAGUAGCACAAUUCCCAGUAAAAAAAAGUCAAAGCCAGGAGGAAAACGUGCAAAACCACCUGAAGUGAUUGAAAUAGUGGAUGAAGAAGAUGGUGCUGAAGACAACUCCGUGCCUCUGCAAUGCUCACCUUGGUGAAAAGCAGACAAACAAAUGAAGUGGCAAUGGUUGUUCUUCAGAUGCCUCUUUCAUGAACCUCUUUGGUUUAAAACAUUGGUCGGGAGUCAAUUUUGAGCUCUCCACACAGCUGCCUAGGCAUGUUUGGCUUACUUUUGUUGCUUUUGGAAGAUGAAAUACCUCAUGGUUUUCUUGCUGCACAAGGUAGAGAACUGCACUAGGAAGCACAUUGGGUUGUUCUGAGGAGGGUAUGUGAGAUUCUGAAUUCCUCACCACAAUUACCUGGGUUCAUGCUAUACCUGUCUCUAGAACUGGAAGUGGUGGUAACUCAGUUUCCUCUACUGCUAACAAUGAGCACACACACUGCAGCAGCAGUUGUAACUUCUUGGGGAUCUCUUGAAUUCUUAGGGCUGUUUGCUGACCUUUUGAUUCAUGAAUCCCUUACUUGAGUGGACAUCUGUGCAACAUGGUAGCAAAAGAGGGGCAUUCCUGUGAUGUGUGGAACAGAUUGGAAAACCUCUACUCAAGUGAAGUGCACCUGAAGUCCAGUCUGAACUAGCAUCUUGUGCUGUUUCAGAAAACAUGAGAGCUUAUCUUGCCCAGACUUGAGAAUGCUGUGAGAAAAUUGUUGUGAUGAUUGGCAAAAUGUUCAACUGCUCUGAAGAGAGUCCUUAGAGAAAGUGAAGGAAGAAAUACAGGAUGCCAUUUCACAGAAGUCUGAAGCCGAUUUGAGGGUUAGUGUGACAUAUGAAGUUCUGCCUAUACCUGAAUGAGGCGCUCUGGUUGUCAGUUAGGCCAGAAGCCUCUCAGACCAAGCUUACUAAUUUGUGAAAGUUUCAGGGACUGUGUUGUCAACAUUACUCUACUGUAUCUUAAUGGUUCAUUCAUUCUAUUAUGGGAAGAAUUUGUUCUAAGUGAAGUUUGCCCAAAGAAUAUUCAUAUUGAUUUCUCAGCAGGUGCAUCCAAUUCUUUCUAACCAGGUGCCUGAGGAUACAGAACAGAGUGAACUGCCCUGAGUUAAAAAAAUGGAAGCAACCUGUUUGACAGGGUCUGCUGCCAAGUUGCUGUGUGUCAGAGGCAUGAGAAAACACCACGUGGGAGCUACAAAAAUCCUGGUGAUGUUGCUGUAAGCCUGCUGCAAAGAAUAGCACAGCUGUUCCAAAUGAAGAACCUUCUCUAGAGUGUUCACUGUAGUUUAUUUGGAAUUAAACAUUCAUUUUAAUAGUGCU
Messenger RNA from Poecile atricapillus (Black-capped chickadee), 2388 nucleotides. It is a transcript of the gene TAF1D, whose product is annotated as TATA-box binding protein associated factor, RNA polymerase I subunit D. The transcript has 17 exons. Gene Ontology annotation, cellular component: RNA polymerase transcription factor SL1 complex; nucleoplasm; nucleus. Bases 107 to 1180 code for a protein of 357 amino acids. Gene Ontology annotation, biological process: regulation of DNA-templated transcription. NCBI's taxonomy places the organism in Eukaryota, Metazoa, Chordata, Aves, Passeriformes, Paridae. The record is from RefSeq and is a predicted model, not a curated record.